CCACGCACAAGCGCCCACCUCCCCCACAGAAGGCUUUCAAGCAACAUCAUAGCACUGCCAAGAACAGCCGAUAAGUCUCUGUGACGGAACACACACAAUGGCGGACAGCGGCAAAGUGACUUUCAAGAUAGUGCUGACCUCGGACCCGAAGCUACCCUUCAAAGUAGUAAACGUGCCGGAAAAAGCGCCGUUCACGGCGGUGCUUAAGUUUGCCGCGGAGGAGUUUCGGGUACCGUCUGCGACGAGCGCCAUCAUCACUAAUGACGGGGUCGGCAUCAACCCGCAACAGAGUGCUGGAAACGUGUUUCUGAAACACGGCUCGGAGCUGCGCCUCAUCCCGCGCGACCGAGUGGGGUGGGCGUAGAAGCGACCUAGCAGCCGUGGGGCGAAUGAUAUCUACGUACGGCAAGCCACGUGCAACGGCGCUCGCACCCGGGUCCGCGACGAGACGAAGCGUAGGUAUGCACAGCCCGAAAUAAAGGCUUGUUUAAGACA
Messenger RNA from Chondrus crispus (carragheen), 495 nucleotides. RefSeq names its product Ubiquitin-fold modifier 1. The coding region runs from base 98 to 364 and encodes 88 amino acids. The transcript is spliced from 5 exons. Lineage: Eukaryota; Rhodophyta; Florideophyceae; Gigartinales; Gigartinaceae. Gene Ontology annotation, biological process: protein K69-linked ufmylation. Gene Ontology annotation, cellular component: cytoplasm; nucleus. The record is from RefSeq and is a predicted model, not a curated record.